Molecule: messenger RNA, 2523 nt
Organism: Mytilus trossulus (common blue mussel)
Lineage: Eukaryota; Metazoa; Mollusca; Bivalvia; Mytilida; Mytilidae
Exons: 1
Coding region: 1-2523 (840 amino acids)
Molecular function (GO): nucleic acid binding; zinc ion binding
Source: RefSeq, a predicted model, not a curated record
AUGAGCGCAAUGAUGGACUCAAGAUUGAAUCGUUUACAAUCCAACAUUCAACAGUCUCAGUUUGAUAUUUCCAACGCACAGAUCAACAAUAUAGAGGAAAGUGUAUCAGACAAUUACAAGUUUCAAAGGAAAGGGAAUGAAAACCAGUUUCGACACAGUGUUAAAGUAAUUUCCAAGUUAACGGAGGCCCGUUCCUUGCUGGAUACUCCUGAUGUCAGCCUCUCCAAAGUAGCCGUGGCAAAAGACAAGAUAUCGGAAGGUAUAGACUUAGUUCAAGAGCGUCAGAAGCUUAUUAAGUUAGCGGAUUCUUCCGAGUUAGGAUGGCGUGUAGUGCAGGAAUAUGUUACAAAUCCUAUAGCAGACGAUUCUGAGGACGAGAAACGUAUGAAUAGGGCCCAAUCUAGAGCUGAAAGAAAAUCUAAAGCGGAAAAGGCAAAAAAGCGUCCAAGACCAGUUCCAUAUAAUAAAGAUAGGAGCUCUGAAGACAAGAACUCAAACUACAAGCCUGGUAGAUGUUUCACUUGUGGAAACAGAGGCCAUUGGAGUGAUAAUUGUCCACAAAAUAAGAAGUCAAAGAUGAGUACAUUCAAUUUAUUACAUUUAAAAAACGAUUUGUUAUCAUCUGAAUCAAAGAUAAAUAAUGUUAGUUUUGAACAUACAUGUAAUAUUUUACCUUCUGUCUCAAUAACGAGCAAGUACGAUAUACAAGACAAGAAUGUAACGACUGAACAGUUGUCAUCUGACACUGUUUUAUACUUACCUGGCACACCUGUAGGUAGAUUAAAGAUCAGGUUAGAUAAAUGGAAAUUGAUAACUGAUAAUCAAUACAUUCUCGACAUAAUCGAGAACGGUUAUAAAAUACCGUUUAAAACAGAACCUGAUCGUAUACAUAUUAGAAAUAACAAAUCUUCAAUAGACAACAAAGAUUUUGUUUCAUCAGAAAUUUUAAAUCUAUUGAAAAAAUGCUGUAUCAAAGAAGUAAGCACUAUACCGUUAGUCGUUAACCCACUUACGGUAGCUUUCAACAAAUCGAGUAAACCCAGACUCGUCCUUGACUGUCGUCACAUAAAUCCACACUUAUUUAAAUACAGGUUUAAAUACGAAGAUUGUAAAGUCGCUAGAGAAUUGUUCAAUGAAAAUGAUUUCAUAUUCAGUUACGAUUUAAAAUCGGCAUAUCAUCAUCUUGAGAUAUUUAAAGAGCAUCAACAGUAUUUAAGGUUUUCAUGGCUGUUUGAUAAUACAGUAAAAUAUUUUGUGUUUGCUGUUUUACCCUUUGGAAUUUCAACCGCAGGGUAUAUUUUUUCAAAGGUUUUGCGAGAAGUGGUUAAAGAUUUCAGAUCUCAAGGCAAGAGAAUUAUAAUGUUUUUAGAUGAUGGUCUUGCUGGUGAUAAAGAUUUUGUCACUGCUUUACAGUGUAGUAAACAAGUUAAACUUCAAUUAGAAGAUUUGGGUUUUUUAAUAGCGCAUGAAAAAUCGCACUGGUUUCCUUGUCAAAAAUUAGAUUGGCUCGGUUUCACAUGGGAUACAAAAAAUGGUAACAUAUUUGUCAAGGAAGAAAGGAUAGAGAAAUUAGAAAAAUAUUUGAAUUUUGUUUUAUUUCAAGUGACUAAUGGAAAGAUUUUAUUCAGAGCUAGAUUUAUAGCAAGUAUUGUUGGUCAGCUUAUUUCCAUGCACGCCGUUUUUGGCAAUGUAGUACGUAGAAAUACUAGAUUUCUUUAUGAUUGUGUUAUGUCAAAAGCUAGUUGGCAAGCUUGUGUACGAAUAACGCACGAAGCUUUGAGCGAAUUAAUGUACUGGAAUCUUCACUGUAGAAAUAUAAAUACAGUAGGUGCUAAGAUAAGCACGGUAACAGUCAAUACUUUGUUUGACUGCGAGAUUUUUUGUGACGCCUCAGAUGUGGGCUUUGGUGGUUAUAUUACACCUUUUGCUGAUUCUCAUUUUGAGAAUUUUGAAACAUUUGGUAAUUGGACCAAACCGGAAAUGGGUGAAAGUUCUACAUGGAGAGAAUUAGAAUGUGUCAGAAGGGUAUUAAAGACAUUUAGUAAUGUCACUGAAAACAAACAAAUUAAAAUUAAUUCCGAUAACAAGAAUGUUGAGCAUAUUUUGAAAGUAGGUAGCAAGAAAUUGAAAUUACAAUCAAUUGCUACCUCUAUUGUCGAUUUUUGUGAAGUUCAAAAGAUUAACUUAACACCUAAUUGGAUACCAAGAACUGAAAAUAAUGAUGCAGAUUAUCUGAGCAGAAUCAUGGAUCAUGACGAUUGGGGAAUAGAACCCUCAAUUUAUCAUUAUUUGUGUCAUUUAUGGGACAUUUGUACGGUAGACAGAUUUGCUACACACUAUAACUCUCAGUGUGAGAGAUCUAAUUCAAAAGUAUGGUGUCCAGGGACAGAAGGUGUAGAUGCUUUCACCCAGUUUUGGGGUAACGAUGUAAACUGGCUUGUACCGCCACCUAUCUUAAUUACUAAAACUCUGCAUAAAUUAAAACAAGAUAAAGCAAAAGGAACACUGGUCGUUCCUGAGUGA